AUGGCUCACCCACAGUGUCCUGAAAAACUUGCAGCUGAAGAGCAUGCCCAGCCUCUUCAAACCCCUUGCACGCAAAUGACAUCCUCCAAGGCGCUCGUCCUUGUUCGGCAGCGUGCGUCCGAAGCUGACGAAGGUUGUCCCACCCAGCCGACAACUAGGAUGUCGGCCUCUUCCAUAUUCGAAACAUUCGAGAAAUUCAAAAUGACCCCGGAAGAUUUUGAGAUCGCCUGUCAGAUAAGAAGGAGGGACAUGCAAGGCAAUCCCAACUCAAACUUUUACUACAACAACGUUGCCUACGGUGGAACAGUACACAAUGGAAACAUGUAUACAAACACCGGAAGUACGGGAGUCUCAUGGAAGGGGAUCACCAACUUGCCUGCGAAUACCUUUAUGAACAAUCAUGUCACGGGUGACGUCGAGUUGUACAAUGGUCACUGUUUCGAAAACUUGAGCGAGGUUGAGUCCGAAGUGCCGCCAGUCCUCCCGGACUCCUUUUACAACAACGUCCUGAUCCCCCAAACAACAACUGAUGGAAAAGUCUUCCAAGGCAGGAUUCACAACGGCAUCCGUAUAAUCGUAGGCAGAGGCAGCAGGGAGAAGGAGACAGGGGACAAGGACGCACACAAGGACGCACACAAGGACGCACACAAGGACGCACACAAGGACGCACACAAGGACGCACACAAGGAUGCACACAAGGACGCACACAAGGACGCACACAAGAAGGCUGGGGUUUGA
Emericellopsis atlantica is the source of this 738-nucleotide messenger RNA. RefSeq lists its product as uncharacterized. The coding region runs from base 1 to 738 and encodes 245 amino acids. NCBI's taxonomy places the organism in Eukaryota, Fungi, Ascomycota, Sordariomycetes, Hypocreales, Bionectriaceae. The record is from RefSeq and is a predicted model, not a curated record. The transcript has a single exon.